CGUGCGCGCGCCUUCGUUCGCUCGUUCGCUGUCCCUUCAUUUUUCCUCCUCCCUCCCUGCCUCGGUCUCUCUCUCUCUGUCCCUCCCUCUCUCUCUCUCCCUCGAGCUCCCCGCCAGCCGCCGCUCCCUCACGCUCCCCCAAUCUCGGAAAGGCUCUGCCGAGCGAUGCAAGCUGUGGGAGACAGCGACACCGCCUUCUGCUAGAGCCCUGCCCCCCGGCCCGGCCCCCUGCCCAGCCCUGCCCAGAGCGCGGGGGUCGGCGAAGGCGCAGGGGACGCACCGACGGCGGAGCCCCGGCGAUGCACAUGCAAUAGCAGCACCCCCUAACUCACGCCCUCCACACCCCGCGCCGCCGCCGCCGCCGCCGCCUCCGCCUCCUCCUCCGCCUCCUCCGGCAGCCGAGGCAGAAGGACCCACCCUGCCCCCACCCCACCCUCCGCCGGCUCCGGCUGCGGAUCCAGCCUCGACUCUUAUUUUAUUUAUUUUGGGUCGUGCACUAGCCUCGGUGCCUGCAUCCCGCGCCUCCUCGGCCCUCGGGCGCCUCCUCCCUCGGCUCGGGAGCCUCAGACCCCGGCCACCCUCGCCUCCGCACCCCCAGACCCCUGCCGGCUGCCGCGAGUCUCCGCUGCUGGAAUCUUGAUAGCGGCUCUCUUUUGGGGGGUCUCCGGUUUUUCGGCAUUUUUGUUCCCACCCAAGAAGAGGAUAACGUGAUUUUUCCCCCUUUGAGCCCAGGCUCUGCUCUCUGGGGGGGUGGGGGGCGCGCCGAGCCGGGGAGCCGAGCCAGCCGAGUCCUGCGGGCUGUGGCAGGGAAGGGGCCACCACCAUGGGAUGUACUCUGAGCGCAGAGGAGAGAGCCGCCCUCGAGCGGAGCAAGGCGAUUGAGAAAAACCUCAAAGAGGAUGGCAUCAGCGCCGCCAAAGAUGUGAAAUUACUCCUGCUGGGGGCCGGAGAAUCAGGAAAAAGCACCAUUGUGAAGCAGAUGAAGAUCAUCCAUGAAGAUGGCUUCUCCGGAGAAGAUGUGAAGCAGUACAAGCCUGUGGUCUACAGCAACACCAUUCAGUCUCUGGCAGCCAUUGUCCGAGCCAUGGACACUUUGGGCAUCGAAUAUGGUGACAAGGAGAAAAAGGCCGAUGCCAAGAUGGUUUGUGACGUGGUGAGUCGCAUGGAAGACACUGAGCCCUUCUCCGCCGAGCUGCUUUCUGCCAUGAUGCGACUCUGGGGUGACUCAGGAAUCCAAGAGUGCUUCAACCGGUCUCGGGAAUAUCAGCUCAACGAUUCUGCCAAAUACUACCUGGACAGCCUGGAUCGGAUUGGGGCCGCCGACUACCAGCCCACUGAGCAGGACAUCCUCCGAACCAGGGUCAAAACCACAGGCAUCGUAGAAACCCACUUCACAUUCAAGAACCUCCACUUCAGGCUGUUUGAUGUCGGGGGCCAGCGAUCUGAACGCAAGAAGUGGAUCCACUGCUUCGAGGACGUCACGGCCAUCAUCUUCUGCGUCGCACUCAGCGGCUAUGACCAGGUGCUCCACGAAGACGAAACCACGAACCGCAUGCAUGAAUCCCUGAAGCUUUUCGACAGCAUCUGCAACAACAAGUGGUUCACAGACACCUCCAUUAUCCUCUUCCUUAACAAGAAGGACAUAUUUGAAGAGAAGAUCACGAAGUCCCCACUGACCAUCUGCUUUCCUGAAUACACAGGGCCCAGCGCCUUCACAGAAGCCGUGGCUUACAUCCAAGCCCAGUACGAGAGCAAGAACAAGUCAGCCCACAAGGAGAUCUACACCCACGUCACCUGUGCCACGGACACCAACAACAUCCAGUUUGUCUUUGACGCCGUGACGGACGUCAUCAUUGCCAAAAAUCUGCGGGGCUGUGGACUCUACUGAGCCCCAGCCCCCGGCCCAGAUGCCCAUGCCCUGCCCAACCCCCACCCACUCUUCCCUGGAACCAGAGCUCUGCCACUUCUCAGACCGCUCUUUGCACUGAGGAAGAAGACCCAAGAGGCUGGCACCAGGGGGGAGGAGGGAGCGCCCUUCAUGCACCCCCACCUCUACCCCUCCAACAGCUGGAUGCGCGGUAACUGGGCUGGACAGGGGUGCUGAGCGCCGUGCCAUGCACCACAAGGCAGGAGACCUCCUCCUAGCGCCUGGGUGCCGCUCCCUGGCCACUGCUUUGUCUAAGUGUUUUGUUCAGAGGCUGGGGUGUGGAGUGUGUGAAGCUGCCAUUUGAUCCAGAAUGGGCAUGUCUUGUACUCUGUGGCGCUUAUGGAAGUUCUGAGGCCUCCUGCCAUCUGGGUGUUCUGGUGGCAGGAUGGCCUACAGCAGCAUGCAGGCAGCUUGAGGGGCAGUAGUAGCCGUCCUUCAGCUUUGCGUGGGCUCUGUCUGGUUGAGUGCUGCUCCGUCACCAAAAGCCAGGGUGGAACCAGGCCAACCUCGUGUGAAGUGAGGGCUCAGGUCUUGGCGGGGUCUCCCACCUCCUCUGGUCAUCUUCCCCUGCCCUUCCCCCAACAGGAGCCCCAGUCCUGACUGCCUCAGGCCUGGAAUGCUCUGAGAACGACUGGCUGCAAAGGUGGGUGGCUGGAGUCCAGUCCUGCAUCAGACAGAGUUAAGGAACAGGAGGGAGGCCCUUGGGCGGGAGGCGGAGGCAGCAGCACAGAGCUCCAGCUGGUCUCCUGGCACAGUGGACAUACUUUUGCUUCUUGAAGUCAGCAGUGAGCCCAACUGAAACCAGCAGGGAUGGGCAGAGCCCUUUGAGCCGGGGGUCCUGGCAGUAGGAGGCCUAGGGGCGGUGUGGGCCAUGCCCUGCGGCCAGUGCCCCCACUUGGCUCCAUCUUGGUCCAGAAGUCAGGAGGCCCCCGUUGUCCUCCCAGCCUCCAACAGCAGAGGAGGACAGGUAGAGGGAACCAGUGCCCUGGAGUGUGAGCUCUGAAGGCCCAGGCCCACUCGGACGCAAAACCUGGCCCCCGGAGGGGGAGGAGGAGUUUUGCUGCAGAAGUCCCUGAGUAGAGGUGGGUGGCUUCUGGUGAUCCUAGCUCUGGCUGGCCUUGGGCAGUCAACAUACCUGCUUCUGAGUCCUGGGCUCCUCCAGUUGCUUGAUGCCAUAGCCAGUAGCCCAGGCGGAUGUGCCACAAAAGGGCGGAGGGCUGCCUCCUGAGAGGCCUCUGCCUCCUCCGCAAGCCCCAUGGUCUCCUCGUCUCCUCUCUAAACACAGCUCUGUCCCAAGCCAGGCAGGGUCCCUGGGCAGCCCCCUGACCUGCCUGGGAGCCAGGAAGAGCCCCAUACCUACAGCUUUGCAUUUGUUGGCUCUGACGGGCACAGAGCUCUGGGUGGAGCAGGAGAUCCUGGGGCCCUGUCUCGUGCCAAAUGCCUGCUUUGGGGUGGCCCUCCCUGCUCUGUCUUGCAGCUGCCUCUCGCAGCCAGGCUGCAGGAGCCAGCCCACCCACCCCACUCAUCACCUGUGUGUUAGCCUCCAUCACUUCUGAACCUCGUACCAGGCACUGGCACACGGCCGAGGACGGGCCCUUGGCGCCAGUCCUGUCCAUGUCCUUCCGUGAGAGGCUCAGGUCUGUUGAACCACUUUGCCCAACACUGAAGUCACGUGGGUGAGGCCAGCUGUGUCCCCCAUUCCACCGUACAGUCUGGGCCCAGAAUUGGAAACACUUGAAGAGAAGGAGAUUGGCAAAUGCCUUCUCUAAGGCCAUUGCCCCUCGGUGGAAGUCACAGACCUGUCACCCCCGGGCUCUUCAUCUCCCCCACUGGCCAGAGCCCCAGGCUGGAGUCAGGACACUGGACCCUUUCCUCCCCUCUGUAGGGUUAGGGGGCAGGUGCUCAGGGCCUUCCCGCUCUGCCCUCAGACUGCCUUUUUCUUCUCUCAGAUGCUCUGUCCUGCUCAGUUGUCUCACACUGCUUUCGACUGGUUGUCCCACCCCAGCCUGCCAAGGGAGGGCCUUUCGGUUGCCUAGUGUAAGCCCUCAAGGAGAGCAGACCCAGGGGCGUCUCCCUGAGCACCACAGUUCCCAGCCAUGUCGUCACCAGUGCCUCUCCCACGGGGCGGAGGGGAGCAGCUGGGGGUGAUGUGGGUUUUGGCUCCGUCGUGGAUAAGGAUGUGGGGGGAAGUGUUGCGAGUGACCGGGCAAGGGUGGAUUGCUCAUCCACAGUGGCCCUGGGUGUGUCCCCAAAGAGGCCAUGCUAGACUGUGGCUCUAAUUUAGCAGGCCGAGUGGAAGCUGACUUUUAGGAAGGUUACCUUUGCCAAACUGGUGAAAAUGUGCCUAUCACUUAGAUGCCUAGGAGCAAGCUCCGUGCCCUGCCCAGUAGCAGUCCCAAGAACCAGGCCUCUGAGUUCCCUGCCUGAGUGGGGUGGGGAUAUUUGAGGCCAAGGACUCUGGCCUGAGGAGCCUAUGUCCUCACCAGUAGCCCUGGCCUUCUGGGUCCCCUGUCUUAGUGCUGUCUCUUUCUGCCCCCACUGGCCUGGCUGAGCCCAGGCAGACCUUCACUGUGUCCAGUGCCAGGAAGCAACUCUGCCUGCCAGCCGCUGCGCCCAGCCCAUCCCCACACCCUACUGGUGGGAACUGGAGGCGCCUCUGCCCACAGGAACCGAGAGGCAGGCGGCAGCCUAACACCUCCCCAGCUCUGUAGCCAGGCUGUCCGCGAAGCCCCAGCAGCCAGGGCCCUGGCAUCGCCUCACCAAGCCUUUCCUUCCACCAGCAGGAUUACACCACAGCCCCCUGUCAUGCCCCAGCGGCAGACUCUUCUUUCUGGCCAGCCUGCAUCUCCCUGCCACCUUGUCACCAUCUGACCUAGUGUACCCUUAAACCUUCUUGACAUGUAAUCCCAAAACCCAGCUGACAUAAGGAGUCCCACCUCUUCCCUCCAGACCCAGUAGCAGCUGCCCACCCGCUACUGAGCUUCUCUGGCUGCCUGUGCUUCUCUCUGACCCUUCUAAAAGCCUCCAGACAGAGCCAGGCAGCUCUCAGGAGCCCACACCUGAGGCUCCAACCCCAUAUAAACAGGAUUGACCUGGGGUGCUGAAGGUUAGCACUCCAGACCGUUGCCCCUGUCGGGUCACAGGCAGAGAGUGAAGGGUCCCAGCAGCCCAGAGCACAGGGCCAGGGUGUGAGCCAUGACCCUGGGGCCUGGGGCCCAGCUCCCUAUUCCCCAGUCCCUCAGUGGGGAGAGCCUUGCAUUUGAUUUACCCUCCCCAGAACGUGGAGCUGGGGCCUCCAGACAGACCCCACCCCAGGCAGGUGAAGUCCCUGUCAAGGAAGAGGUAGGCGGGAGCAACAGCACAGAGACUGGCCCCAUCAAAAGUCCUAGGCCCGCUCAGGGAGGGGCGCCCUUUCCAGGGUCACUGCCAUCCCCAGUUCCUGCGCACCAGGAUCAGCAGUGCAUGCCUCUCCUCACCUGGCUCCCAUGCCCAGCUCCUGAGGCCCCACAUCUGCCCUCCACAUCUGCCCUCCACAUCUGCCCUCCCUGUCCUGGGCAGAUACACCUUCACCUGCUGGUCUCUCCCCGCCGCUUCUCACUGGUGCCCUAGCUGUGCCUCCCCCUGCUGGGUCUGAGGCGAGGUGGGCCUGGCACCCCACUCCCACCUUAGCAGAGCCUUACCUAGGUGCAGUGGUCGCACCUCCCAACCCGCCACUGCCAUCCAACCCAUAUUAACUGUAAUUUUGCAAGAAGAGUGACUUGUUGGUUUAAUAAAUCUCUAGUUAUUGUAAUAAUUUA
Chinchilla lanigera (long-tailed chinchilla) is the source of this 5724-nucleotide messenger RNA. RefSeq names its product guanine nucleotide binding protein (G protein), alpha activating activity polypeptide O (gene Gnao1). The transcript is spliced from 8 exons. Gene Ontology annotation, cellular component: heterotrimeric G-protein complex. Bases 824 to 1888 code for a protein of 354 amino acids. Gene Ontology annotation, molecular function: mu-type opioid receptor binding; GTPase activity; GTP binding. The record is from RefSeq and is a predicted model, not a curated record. Gene Ontology annotation, biological process: adenylate cyclase-modulating G protein-coupled receptor signaling pathway; G protein-coupled dopamine receptor signaling pathway. Lineage: Eukaryota; Metazoa; Chordata; Mammalia; Rodentia; Chinchillidae.